Anopheles maculipalpis is the source of this 1196-nucleotide messenger RNA. RefSeq lists its product as uncharacterized. The coding region runs from base 46 to 1185 and encodes 379 amino acids. Lineage: Eukaryota; Metazoa; Arthropoda; Insecta; Diptera; Culicidae. The transcript is spliced from 3 exons. The record is from RefSeq and is a predicted model, not a curated record.
CCGCGUGUGUGUGCUUGCGUGUGUGCGCUACCAUCAUCCGUGGUGAUGGGUGACGAGCUGGACAUGAAUUUUGGGGGUUUGCGGGACAAGAAUGAGAUCAUCCGAAAGUACGUAGAUAAUCUAAACCGUCUGCGGCAUCUGGCGGCUCGACGCGGCCAAAUCAGUGAGAGCGAGUUCAACAACUACCUGAUCCGGCACUACUUCCACAACAACAACAUCAUCAACUACAUCUUCGACAAGCACACAAGCCGCACCCUGCUGAAGACGGUGAUUGAGCGGAAGAAAAAGAUUAUUAACUUUAUCUUUCUGCUGGUAACGCUGUUUGUCGUGUUCUCGUACAAGCAUGAGGUGUCGACGAUCGUGCUGCGCAAUAUUCAAAGCUUCAUAUAUCCGGGAAUGCGCUUCUGGCGGAAGGCGACCGUACCGAUCAUUGCGUCAUAUCCGGCGCUCACCGAGUACUACGACGAAAGCUGUCUGCUGACCAAUCCGUACUUUCAGGUAGAAAAUCUCAACUGUGAUCCGUGCGCGGACGUGGCGAACGUGCUCGAUUUCACCGCCGUGCACGAACCGCGCUCGUCGCUGGCCGCUUCGACCGCUGUCAAUUAUCCGUACAUUUUCAAAACACAAAAAGAGCUGGUCGACAUCGGUAGUUUGCAAGCGCUGGUCGAACAGCACCGGUCAGUCUUUACCAAGGAUGCGUACCGGGUACAAUCGACAGACGAUGCCAUCCACAAUCUGGACGAUCUGUUUCGGGUGUUUGCAAACGUUAGCGGAACCACCGGUGGUAGUGGUGCCCGUGGCACAAAUGCACCCGAAAGUCAUAACGUUUGGCGUUGCAACCGGAUGGAACCGGCACGGUUGCUGCGUAGGUUGUUUCCCCGGCCUAAUCGACUACCAGCGACGGGCGUUAGUUUGGAACGGUACCUGCUAAUCGAUACACCUCAGGCACCGCUGUACAGUGUGCCCGAUGCGGAGUGUGCCAACAUGUUCGUGAUCCAGGGUAGCGGUAGCCGAACCUUUAUGUUACGACCUACGCAGGAAUGUAGACAUCGCUGCCGAACACUUUCUGUGCGGUUGCCACCUUACUAUGGAUUGAUCUACAACUGGUGGUACUGGAGGCCAGUAUCAUUACCAGAAUUCACCGCAAAAACCCCAUCGAUUAGCUAUGUAGGCAGUUACUGUUGAAAACACGCAAA